Messenger RNA from Papaver somniferum (opium poppy), 567 nucleotides. Its product is annotated as bifunctional protein STORR-like. Gene Ontology annotation, biological process: defense response to other organism. The record is from RefSeq and is a predicted model, not a curated record. The transcript has 2 exons. The annotation marks the transcript as partial. NCBI's taxonomy places the organism in Eukaryota, Viridiplantae, Streptophyta, Magnoliopsida, Ranunculales, Papaveraceae. Gene Ontology annotation, molecular function: oxidoreductase activity, acting on paired donors, with incorporation or reduction of molecular oxygen; monooxygenase activity; iron ion binding.
AUGAUAUGGACCCUUUCUUUGUUGUUGAACCAUCAAGAUGUGUUGGACAAAGCAACAGCGGAAGUAGAUAAACACUUUAGGAAAAAGAAGAAGUUAUCGCAUAAUACACCUACCGUGGAUGCUGCUGAUAUUCCUAACCUCAUCUACAUCCAAGCGAUCAUCAAAGAAUCAAUGCGAUUAUACCCUGCCGGCAACUUGACGGAGCGAAUGACGAGUGAUGAUUGUGAGGUUGGUGGCUUUCACAUACCUGCUGGGACUCGCUUAUGGGUUAACGUAUGGAAAAUGCAACGAGACCCAAAGGUGUGGAAUGAUCCCUUGGUAUUUCGACCUGAGAGAUUUUUGAACAGUGACAUAGAUGUGAAGGGUAAGCAUUAUGAACUGGUACCAUUUGGAACUGGUAGACGGAUAUGUCCGGGGGCAUCGUUUGCCUUAGAAGUCUUGCAUUUGCUUCUUACUCGUCUUAUUCUGGAGUUCGAGAUGAAGGCACCAGAUGGGAACAUUGACAUGAGGGUAAGACCAGGUUUUUUCAACAGCAAGGUUUCUAGCAGCAGCAUGAUGCUUGCCACC